AUGAGGCCGGUCUUCGUGGGGAACCUGGACUAUGACACCCGCCACUCGGAGCUCGACCGCCUCUUCUACCGCUACGGCAGGGUCGAGCGCAUCGACAUGAAGUCAGGCUUUGCUUUUGUCUACUUUGAGGAUGAACGUGAUGGCAAUGAUGCCAUACGGGCUCUUGAUGGUUAUCCAUUUGGCCCUGGCAGACGCAGGCUUUCAGUAGAGUGGUCACGGGGUGAUCGAGCUGCUAGACAUGAUGGUAACAAACCAGAAGCAAAUACUAAGCCAACUAGGACAUUGUUUGUCAUUAACUUUGAUCCAAUCAACACAAGAGUCAGUGAUAUUGAAAGGCACUUCGCACCAUUUGGGAACUUAUCAAGUGUUCGGAUAAGGAAGAACUUUGCUUUUGUCCAGUUUGAAACACUGGAAGAAGCCAGAAAGGCUCUUGAUGCUACUCAUGCUACCACGCUUUUGGACAGGGUGAUUUCUGUUGAGUACGCCUUUAGGGAUGAUGAUGAACGGAGUGAUAGGUAUGACAGCCCAAGAAGAGGUGGUGGCUAUGGUAGGCGGGGUGAUAGCCCAGUGUACAGGUCACGUCCUAGUCCAGACUAUGGUCGCCCAGCAAGUCCUGUAUAUGGUUCAUAUGACAGAAGUCCUGUUCGUGAUCGCUAUCGGAGAUCUCCUGCUUAUCGAUCAAGAUCCCCACGUGUGAACCGAAGAGCAUAUGACUAA
Messenger RNA from Miscanthus lutarioriparius, 717 nucleotides. The record is from the annotation of a GenBank genome assembly. NCBI's taxonomy places the organism in Eukaryota, Viridiplantae, Streptophyta, Magnoliopsida, Poales, Poaceae.